This is a messenger RNA of Monoraphidium neglectum, 1344 nucleotides long. RefSeq lists its product as hypothetical. Gene Ontology annotation, molecular function: monoatomic cation transmembrane transporter activity. Gene Ontology annotation, biological process: monoatomic cation transport. Bases 1 to 1344 code for a protein of 447 amino acids. The record is from RefSeq and is a predicted model, not a curated record. Gene Ontology annotation, cellular component: membrane. NCBI's taxonomy places the organism in Eukaryota, Viridiplantae, Chlorophyta, Chlorophyceae, Sphaeropleales, Selenastraceae. The transcript has 7 exons.
AUGUUUGUGCAGUGCAUUGUCGCGGCGGAGCUGAUCGCCAUGAGCCCCAACGGCGUCAAGUGUGCGGGGGCGAUGACGCGUGAUGUGGCAGUGUACUGUGUCAGCAUAGCCUCGGUGCUGCUGGCAUUCGCCAUCGGGACGAUCAACCGCGUCUUUGUGGGCUGGGCUGUCAGCGUGUACCUGCUGUAUGCCAUCUGGGUCUUUGUGGGCGACGAGUGGCACGAGAGGGGGCGGCCGGACCUACGACGAAUGGCGGACAGCCUGCGGCGGCGCGGGCUGGGCACGUCAAGGGAGGCCCUCAAUGAGUCAUUGCUGACCUGGGCCAGCGCAGAGGAGCCGGGGGACGCCCGCGCCGGCGCAGACGGGCCCAAGUUUGCUGCUGGACGUCAGGCGUCGAGGCUGCUGUCAUACGCCAGCCUUUCGGCAGGGGGCGGCGGCGGCGGCGGUGCAGAGGGCGGUCUGUCGUUCCCGGAUUCGCCGUCCAGCGAGGCUGCGGCUGAUAUGGCGCCGUGGCAGCAGCAGCAGCAGCAGCAGCAGCAGCAGCAGCAGGGGGGCCAGGCAUUUGAUGGCGCCUGGAGCAUCGCCAGCGCGGCGCAGCCGCCGCUGCAGCGGCCAGAGCCGUUCCGCGUCGCCGCCCCUCACCGCGCCAGCGACCCCGGCGCCUUGCGGGGCCCUGUCCGCGGCGGCGGCGGCCGGCGCGGCGGCUCUGCGGGCGGCGCCGCCGCCCGCGCCGCUAGCGCAGGCGUGGCGGCGCAGUCGCAGGCGCAGCGGCAGGGGUCGACAGACUUGUACAUCGACGCUCGCACUUACCGGCAGUUGGUGUGGGCUGACUUGGCGAACGACGCGGAGGAGGGGGAGAGGAUAGUAGAGGCCGAGGAGGAACGGCUGCGGGAGGCUGCAGCUGACGAAGCCGAGGCCGGAGGCUACCUGCCGCCCGCGACCCUGCACCACCACUCCUAUGAGGAGUUCCCCUCCCUGUCCCCGCGCACCGGCAGCGGCGCCGCAUCGCCGCUCCGGGACGACCAUCCCGCAGCAGGCGGCGGCGCCGCCGCCCCUGGCCCCCUGCGCGGCCCGAGGUGGCUGCGCCGGGCCGUCGGCGGCCGCCGCGGCCGCAGCGACAACGCGGCGGCAACCGCGGCCGCGGCCGAGGGGCUGGAUAUUGAGCAUCGUGGCUGGCCGGCGCCGGUCGUGCUGCUGGCUGCGGCGGCCGCGGGGCGCCCGGGGGCGCUGUUCGCGCUGUGGCACCUUGUGCGGCGCGAGGUGACCCUCCACAGCUGCGAGGAGUGGGAUGACGCGCCUUACGUAAUCCGGCAGUUCCGACGGGUGGGUCGGCCGGGGCGAUAA